Molecule: messenger RNA, 1664 nt
Organism: Phialemonium atrogriseum
Lineage: Eukaryota; Fungi; Ascomycota; Sordariomycetes; Cephalothecales; Cephalothecaceae
Exons: 8
Coding region: 105-1514 (469 amino acids)
Molecular function (GO): FAD binding; monooxygenase activity
Source: RefSeq, a predicted model, not a curated record
GACCUCGUUUCCGUGUGUUCCAUGAAGUGCAUGGUGACACUAGCGCAUCUGUUCCGUCGGCCGUGGCCAUGAUAAGAUGCACCAUUUAACCCGAUCAGUCGAAGAUGGAAAAACUUGGCAGAACCUUCAAAUGUAUCUCAACUCUUCACACCUUUCUUUUCGUCCACAUACUUUCGAAAGCAAAUGCCAUGACAAAUACCUCGAACCUGCGAGUUGCGAUUGUGGGAGCUGGCUUGGCAGGGGGUGCAGCCGCUUUACACCUUGCUCGUAUACCGGGAGUCGACAUCACCGUAUACGAACGCUCAGACGAACCUCGGCAAACAGGAGCCUGGAUAGGCGUGACGCGGACUGGGCAGAGGAUUGUCGAGGAAAUUUGCGGUAAAGGUGUUCUCGAAGGUAUCUCGCACCAUCGAACUACCAGAGCACUAGUCAAAGAUCGUCUUGGUAACCUCGUCCGAGAUUCGAGUCACGAGGAAGACGAAAGGCGAUGGUCUUCGGCGACUGUCAGGCAGGAUCUCCAUCGUAUCCUCAUCGAGCGCAUCCCAAAGUCGAAGAUCCUUGGUGGGAAACGCGUGAAGGGAUAUCGAUCAUAUCCUGAUCGGGUGGUGGUUGAUUUCUGGGACGCGACAUCUGCGGAGUGCGACCUUCUGGUUGUUGCUGAUGGUAUCAAUUCGAGAAUCCGAAGACAGAUGCGACCCAAUGACAAGGUCACCUUCACUGGAGCAUUGGAAUACAUGAAGGUUUACGAUCGGGCUACCUUGGAAAAGCUGGUACCAAACCUUCCUACCCAGUUCACUAUGUGGGCGGAUGUCGGCGGGAGGGCGCUCGUUUGGAUGGGAGACGUCGGUUGCGGAAGAUUCUCUCUCAUUAUCGUCGUCCCGGAGCCCAAAGAUAAGGGGAAUAGCCUCAAAUGGGCAGAAGAGGCAGGGAAGGAUCGAGUCAAUCAUUUGAUCGAUUUCUUCAAGGACUGGGAUCCCUUAAUCAACAACAUCCUGCACCAAACCGGCGAUAUCCUAUUGUUCCCUAUCUGCCGAGGUACAUUCCUUGAGCACCUGACUGACGGAGAGAGGACUGUCUUUAUUGGUGAUGCUGCCCAUCCGACCGGUGGCGCGUAUGGAGCUGGCAGUAGCUUCGCUUUAGCAGACGGCAAGGCUCUAGGUAUGGCGAUCGAGUAUAUUUCGCAGAGGCACCAAAUAAAGGACCGUCUCUCGAUCCAAAAGAUCUUGUACCUAUACGACGAAACCCGUCGUCAUUUCUGCCAGAAAGUCUUCGAGCAGCUGGCCCGAGAGAUGUCGGGGGGAGAGGAAGAGGAUACGACUUGGCUGGCAGCGCAUGACCCACAAGAUGAGUUCCCAGACGCAGUGGCCAGACUGCAAGCACUCGAGGCGAAACAGGUCUUGUGGUCAUUGAAGGCAAUGAUAGAGGCAGAUCGGGUCGCGAACCGACAGAAGACGGAAAGGCUGGCUCAAAUUUUCGCCACUCGUGGUGAUCAUCUGAUUUCGUCGCCCGUCUAGGUUUGCUUCACAUAUUGGACUUUCCGUCUUUGUAGACUUGUGUAUCUCUUGCAUGGCAUGCACUUUCGAUUCUGGUAGAAGCAGAUUAGAUAUCUAAUUAAGUCAUCUAAGGCGAGCUUGAUCUAGCAGAUUCGGGCAGGGCCUAAUUAC